AAUCAUCUUCAUACGUACCUUAAUUAUCUUCGUCAAAUUCAAAAUAAAAAUUUCAAAUUAAUAAUUCCUCAAUUAACCUUCAUCCUCUUCAUCUAUGCAACAUCCAAAAGAAAAAUCCCAAAUUAAAAAUUUAGGGUUUGAUUAAAAUUCAAGAAAAAAAUAAAACCUUGUUUCCUUCCAUCUAUGGCACGCCUUCUUCUGUGCCAAAAAGCAACAACCCGUAACCACCGUUGUAAGCCUUUGCACAGAGCACUGCAAUUGUACGGCGUUUCCGUCGUCGGAAUUUUUUGCCGCCGAUCUAGGUCAAUUUCAAUCCCUAGAACCAAAGCAAUGGAAAAAUCAUCACAAACCGAAGAACAAUCACAAUCACACGAUUCUUCAACUUCAUCACAUGAUCGCCAAAACUGGAAAACUGAGCAAAAUAUUCUGAAGGAAAAAUUGAUCACAGAGGAUAAUUUCACGUGGAAAUUACCACCAAGUACAUCACAAGAAUUGAGAUACGUUGGUGGUUGUGAUAUAAGCUUCUCAAAACAUGAUCCAUCAUUGGCUUGUGGUACACUUGUAGUUUUGGAUUUUCACACUCUCGAAGUUGUUUAUCAGGAUUUCUCUUUGGUUACUUUGAAUGUCCCUUAUGUGGCUGGAUUCCUUGCCUUUCGAGAGGCUCCAGUUAUUCUAGAUAUUCUGGAGAAAAUGAAAAGGAGUGAUAAUCCUUUCUACCCUCAGUUGCUAAUGGUUGAUGGAAAUGGAAUACUUCAUCCCAGAGGUUUUGGCCUGGCCUGUCAUAUUGGAGUUACGGCCGAUCUUCCAACGAUCGGAGUUGGAAAGAACUUGCAUUGUGUGGAUGGUCUCAAUCAAUCUAGAGUGAGAAAACUUCUUGAAGCCAAAGAAAACACUUCCAAAGAUUUUGUUACUUUGGUGGGUUGCUCUGGACGUACAUGGGGAGUGGCCAUGAGAUCUACACAGGGAUCCGUAAAGCCAAUAUUCAUAUCAAUUGGUCACAGGAUAUCACUCCAGACUGCCACUGCGAUUGUUCAAAUGACUUGCAAGUAUCGUGUCCCUGAGCCAAUUAGGCAGGCUGAUAUAAGAUCCAGAGACUACAUUCGGAAGUUUGAAAUGAAUCCCAAACUGAGAUUGCUUUCAGAAUGAAAAGUUUGGCCAGAUAAAUGGACAUGGAGUUAGCUAUGUGAGAUGAUGAUAACAAGUUUGGCUAGUUGGCUCAAGGGACAUAAACAAACUUGAUAAAACCACUUUAAACUAAUUAAAUACAAAGAUGGGGAACCUUUUUUUAUGAAGAUAAUGUCCUAUGAAAAAGCUUUAAUUUAAAAUGAAAAAUACUGGUCAGUAUACUUUGUUCAUACAUGUAAAUGUAACAUAGCUAAUCUAUUACUUAGGUCACCUCUAAAAAAAAAGGUUGGAGACCUUGUAGAAGAGAAGACCUAAAGCUUUUGUAAAUGUAACACUUGCUAGUAUAUAAUAAGGAUCACAUUGAUUGUUUUGUUUGCUCUCA
Molecule: messenger RNA, 1507 nt
Organism: Trifolium pratense (red clover)
Lineage: Eukaryota; Viridiplantae; Streptophyta; Magnoliopsida; Fabales; Fabaceae
Product: endonuclease V
Exons: 9
Coding region: 184-1146 (320 amino acids)
Biological process (GO): DNA repair
Cellular component (GO): cytoplasm; nucleolus
Molecular function (GO): single-stranded RNA binding; RNA endonuclease activity producing 5'-phosphomonoesters, hydrolytic mechanism
Source: RefSeq, a predicted model, not a curated record